AUGCCACCCAUGAGGAGGGAUCGUGUGGAAGAUGUUUAUGACCAUGAAAAUCUGCAACAUCUGGAGCAGAGGCUGGAUCAGCUGGAUCAGAGGGAUCAACAGCAAAGAGGCCUAAUCGAGGAAGACAGGCAGCAAUGGAAGACGGGCAUUCGGAUUGAUAUUCCCGAAUUCCAAGGGGGUUUGCAGCCAGAAGAGUUUCUAGAUUGGCCGGCAACGGUAGAAGAGGUUUUGGAGUUCAAUGGGGUACCUGAGACCAAGCGGGUACAGCUUGUGGCGAUUCGGUUGCAUGGUAGGGCGUCGACAUGGUGGCAGCAGAGGAUCAUGUACCAACGCCUGCAGAACUUGAGUCAGGGCAGUAGGUCGGUGGAUGAUUACACCAACAAGUUCUACCAGUUGGUUGCUCGUAACGAGCUUCAGGAAACCGAGGAUCAGCUGGUGGCGAGAUAUAUUGGCGGGCUGAGAGUGCAGUUACAAGACACGAGGGCCCUGAUUAUCGAAAGACAGCAGAAGCGAGCGAGCAGCGGGGUGUUCGGUGGAGGUGUUGCCGUUGCAGGAACCGGUGGGGCCGUCCGAGCUGGCGUUAGUAGUGCUGUUCUUGGACAUCUGAUGAGGCCUGCCAACAUUGGGCCGAGUAGUAGUAGGGCGAAGUGCUUCAAGUGUGGCGAGCCCGGGCAUCGACAAUCUGAGUGCAGAAAAAGGGAAAAAAGGGCGAUGUUUAUUGAAGAGGAAUUGUCUGAUGACGUAGUUUAUGUAGCUGGAGGCGAUGGAGAGGUCGAGUUUGACGAGGAGGAAGAAAUUGUGACUGGAGAUGGAGUGCCCAAUCUGGUGGUGAGGAGGUCUUAUAUGACCCCGAGAGCUGCGGACGAAGAUUGGCUGCGAAACAACACCUUCCAGUCCACCUGCACCAUCGAGAAUAAAGUCUGUCGUUUCAUGAUAGACUCGGGCAGUUGGGAGAACAUCGUAUCUGUUGAGGCCGUGCAGAAGUUGAUCCUGCGAAGUGAGCCACAUCCCAAACCUUAUAAGCUGGCAUGGCUGAAGAAAGGAGGUGAAGAGGAGUUGCAUGAUGCAGAGUUUAUGUUUGCUCUCGUGGGCAGGGAGGUUGUGGAGGAGGGUCUUACGUCUUGUGAGUCCUUACCGAUCUUGAAAGAAUUUCAGGAUGUCUUUCCUGAGGAGCUGCCAAAUGGUCUACUACCCUUGCGGAACAUCCAACACCAUAUCGACCUGCAGCUUGGUGCAGCCCUUCCGAACAAACCACACUACAGGAUGAGCCCGGCUGAACAUGAAGAGUUAAGGAGACAGGUGGAGGAGCUGAUAUCGAAAGGGUAUCGUUUUCCCAUUCCUCGCUUGGAUGAUCUGCUUGACCAGCUGAGUGGUGCCAGGAUUUUUACGAAGCUGGACUUGAAGAGCGGCUAUCACCAGAUUCGGAUUCGUGUUGGAGAUGAAUGGAAGACCGCAUUCAAGACUAAGGAGGGGUUAUAG
Punica granatum (pomegranate) is the source of this 1479-nucleotide messenger RNA. Lineage: Eukaryota; Viridiplantae; Streptophyta; Magnoliopsida; Myrtales; Lythraceae. The record is from RefSeq and is a predicted model, not a curated record.